Messenger RNA from Sphaerulina musiva SO2202, 4357 nucleotides. Its product is annotated as phosphoribosylformylglycinamidine synthase. Gene Ontology annotation, molecular function: phosphoribosylformylglycinamidine synthase activity. NCBI's taxonomy places the organism in Eukaryota, Fungi, Ascomycota, Dothideomycetes, Mycosphaerellales, Mycosphaerellaceae. The record is from RefSeq and is a predicted model, not a curated record. The transcript has a single exon. Gene Ontology annotation, biological process: 'de novo' IMP biosynthetic process. Bases 30 to 4121 code for a protein of 1363 amino acids.
CUGCCAUUGGCAGUCGUCUUCACUCCAACAUGACUACUACACAGCAUCAUGGCACCUACCUCGCCUUGCCAGGUACCUCUGCGGUAUCCAAGUUCCGCCGCGACAGACUGAUGUCUCAACUCGGUGCCAAGGAUUUGCAGGCAAUAUGGGUGCACUACGUGGUGUUGUAUCGACAGCUCACGAAAGAAGAACAUCAGAUUGUGGAACAGCUGCUCGAAUACGAUAGUUAUCCCGAGAACGGUGAGCUUUACGACGCCUUACAGAAAGCGGUGAAUCAUGGCCAGUCUCCAGCAGACAAGCACAUUAGGCUGUUCUACGUGAGUCCCAGAGCCGGUACGAUCUCUCCAUGGAGCUCAAAAGCAACCAAUAUCGCCCAUGUGUGCGGACUGGAAUCCGCUGUGAAGAGGGUGGAGCGUGGCGUCCUCUACGCCGCCAAGUUUGACCAGGCUCCUCAAGAUGACUCGAUACCUAGCCCGGACUCGUUGCACGAUCGCAUGACCGACAGCCUCGCCACCACUCCACCAGACCUCGAUCUGAUGUUCGCACAGGCGGCUCCUGCUCCGUUACAGAGGGUUGAUCUGUUGCACAAUCCAGCUGGCCCCGAAGCAACACUACGAGAGGCCAACAAGACCCUGGGUCUUGCUCUUGAUGAAUCGGAGAUGAAGUACCUCAUCGACGCCUACACCAAAGAUCUGAAGCGAAACCCGACCGACGUCGAGCUUUUCAUGUUUGCUCAAGUCAAUUCGGAGCACUGCAGACACAAGCAGUUCAAUGCGCAAUGGACUAUCGAUGGCAAGGUCAUGGAUCACAGCCUUUUUCAGAUGAUCCGCAAUACCCACCAGCGGAAUGGUGACUACGUUUUGUCGGCAUACAGUGACAACGCAGCAGUCAUGCAAGGCUACCCAGGAAGUCAGUGGGCUCCAGAUCAGCUGAGUGGAGAAUGGAAGCAGACGAAGGAGGAUGUUCACUAUCUUGGCAAAGUCGAGACCCACAACCAUCCGACAGCUGUAUCGCCUUAUCCUGGUGCCGCUACUGGAGCUGGCGGGGAGAUCAGAGACGAAGGUGCAGUCGGUCGAGGCUCGAAGCCAAAGACUGGACUAUGCGGGUUCAGCGUUUCUGACCUUUUGAUUCCUGGGCACAGGCAGCCAUGGGAGCUCGACAUUGGAAAGCCAGCACAUCUGGCGAGCAGUCUCGACAUCAUGCUUGAGGCGCCUAUCGGAAGUGCUGCCUUCAACAACGAGUUUGGAAGACCCAACACAACUGGAUAUUUCCGCACCUUGUCCAUGAACGUACCAGUGGACGAAAGCACAACAGAAGUAAGAGGCUACCACAAGCCGAUCAUGAUUGCUGGUGGCGUCGGCACAGUGCGUCCUGGUAAUGAGAUCAAGAAGAAGGAAGAUGUCAGUCCUGGUGCACACAUGGUGGUGCUCGGUGGUCCAGCUAUGCUUAUUGGGCUUGGUGGUGGUGCAGCAUCCAGUAUACAAUCCGGUGAAGGGAGUGUCGACUUGGACUUUGCAAGUGUGCAGCGUGGGAAUGCCGAAGUCGAGAGACGCGCACAGGAAGUCAUCAACGCAUGCGCGUCACUUGGCCGGGACAGCCCAAUCCAAUUCAUUCACGACGUUGGGGCAGGCGGUCUUUCUAAUGCUCUUCCAGAAUUGGCGCACGACUCCGGAUACGGUGCGAAAUUUGAGCUCAGAGAAGUCGAUAACGCGGAUCCGAGUCUUAGCCCUCUACAGAUCUGGUGUUGUGAAGCUCAGGAGCGGUAUGUUAUGGCUAUCGCUCCUGACGGGCUUGAUCUGUUCAAGAAGAUCUGCAAGCGUGAACGAUGUGGGUACUCCGUUGUGGGAACAGCUACGAAGGAACAGCGUCUCGUCCUCAUGGACAGAGACUCGCCCGAAGAGCCAACUCCCAUUGAUCUGCCAAUGUCGACUCUCUUCGGCAAGCCACCAAAGAUGACCAGAACCGUCAACUCACGCAAGCCGAAGCUCCCGGCUUUCGACAGCAGCCUGACUACAUACAUUCCAAGUGCGGCCGCGAAUGUGCAAAGUGUCCUUCCACACGCGAUUGAUCGAGUACUGUCGCUCCCCUCUGUGGGUUCCAAAUCUUUCCUCAUCACAAUUGGCGAUCGUACAGUUGGUGGAUUGACUGUUCGGGAUCAGAUGGUAGGCCCAUGGCAGACUCCUGUUGCAGAUGUGUCGGUGACAGCGACAUCACUGACUCCUGGUAUCACCACUGGCGAGGCUAUGGCAAUGGGAGAAAAGCCUACUCUCGCUCUGAUCUCGGCUGGUGCUUCAGCACGUAUGGCGGUUGCAGAGUCUUUGCUCAACAUUGCGGCUGCGAGUAUCCCCAACCGACUCAAGCGUAUCAGGCUCUCAGCGAACUGGAUGGCAGCGAGCAGUCACCCGGGUGAAGGCGCUGCUCUGUAUGAGGCAGUAGAAGCUAUCGGCAUGGAAUUGUGCCCAGAGCUGGGCAUCAGCAUACCCGUCGGCAAAGACUCUAUGUCGAUGAAGACCAAGUGGGACGACAAGGAAGUCACAGCUCCACUGUCUCUGGUAAUCACUGCUUUCGCACCGGUGAAUGAUCUCAGCAGUACAUGGACACCUACCCUUGCGCGAUAUGAGGAUGUGGGCGAGACUUUGUUGAUGUUUGUCGAUCUUGCCGGUGGUAGAAAGGCACUGGGCGGUUCAGCCCUCGCGCAAGUAUUUGGUCAGGUCGGCGAUACUGCACCAGAUGUUCACGACGUUGACUACAUCAAAGACCUCUACCACGCCAUCGAGCAGCUGCACGAGACAGACAUCGUGCUCGCUUACCACGACCGAUCCGAUGGAGGGCUGUUCACGACUCUGGCAGAAAUGAUGUUUGCAGGACGAUGUGGACUUGAUCUGAUGCUUGAUCGCAUUGUCAAAUCUGGUCGUCCUCAGGAUGUGAUUGAGACACUCUUCAACGAAGAGCUCGGCGCUGUCUUCCAGAUUCGCAAGAAGCACGAGAGUCAGUUCCGCGGCGUGUUUGCGCCUAUGACACCCGUUGUCAUUGCAUCUGUGCCCAGGUCCUCGAGACAGGAGCUUGCCAUUCACUACGGCGCCGACUGCAUUUACCGUGCUUCAAGACAAGAAUUGCAGCAGAAAUGGCAUCACACCUCCUGGGCCAUGCAGAGACUCAGAGACAACCCAGACUGUGCCGAUGCCGAGAAGGCAAACAUCGACGACAACGCGAAUCCCGGUCUGCGAUUCAACCUCAGCUUCAAGCCAGACGAGAACAUUCUGCCAUGGAGCACAUCCAUCUCGGCAACCAUCAAGCAGAAACCGCGCGUUGCAAUCCUUCGCGAACAGGGUGUCAACGGCCAUGCAGAGAUGGCCUUUGCAUUCUCCAUUGCAGGCUUCAGCCCCAUCGACGUCCACAUGACCGACAUCCUCACUGGGCGCGUCUCCCUCAAAUCAUUUGUUGGCCUUGCCGCUUGCGGUGGCUUCAGCUACGGCGACGUGCUCGGUGCGGGUCAAGGCUGGGCUAAGUCGGUCCUGUUGCAUGAAGGAGCGCGCAAUGAGUUCAAGGACUUUUUCGAACGCCCCAACACCUUCACUCUCGGGGUCUGUAACGGCUGCCAGUUCUUAUCCCGUUUGACCGAGCUGAUCCCAGGCGCCGAAAACUGGCCAACUUUCGAACGCAAUAUCAGUGAGCAGUACGAAGCUCGUGUCUGCAUGGUCCAAGUCACCGAGAAAGCCGACAACUACAAAACUCCGUCCGUAUUCCUCCACGGCAUGAAUGGAUCCUACCUCCCCGUCGUCACCGCCCACGGGGAAGGCCGCGCAUCAUUCCCGCAGUCUGGCGAAUCUUCAGCGGAGAAUCUCAUCGAUCAAGGUCUCGUUGCCAUACGCUACGUCGACAACUAUCUCAAGCCUACCGAAGCCUAUCCUUACAACCCGAACGGAUCUCCCAUGGGCAUCACAGGUGUGCGUACACCCGACGGCAGAGUCUUGGCUCUUAUGCCUCAUCCGGAGCGCACGAUUCUGAAGGAAGUCGCGAGCUACUUGCCUCGUGGUGAACAGAAGAAGGAAUGGGGCGAGUUCGGUCCUUGGAGUAGAAUGUUCAAGAGUGCUAGACGAUGGGUCGGUACAAACUUUUAGGGCCCAGUCGCAGUAAGGAUGGUAGGUGGUCUGGUCUGGCAUGCAAUAUCACGGGCGAGCAGCGGGCCACGUCUCAAUGGACUACAUACCUACCUACAUGUACUCAGUCUUCCGCCACGAAUGAUGACAUGACCAAUUAUCAUCGUCAUUCGAAUGAGUCUGUCAAAGAUAUCAAGCGUCAAAUAAGCAGACUCGAAAUUGAAACUCAAGAAACUUGGAAUUGAUUCAUUGAUGAU